GCUGGCAGCGGAUCCGGCGUCUCCGUGACAGGCACCCUGCUCCGCCGCCGCCACCGCCGCCGCUGCCUUUCUUCCUCGUCCCGGGCCGUGCACGCCGAGCUCGGGAUCGGGCUCCCGGUCUAGCCCCGCUUCGGGCCGUGCGCCCUUCGCUCGGUGUCCCGGUCCGGGGCUCCGCGCCGCCCGCUCCCGCCUGCCCGGCCGCCUCCCCGUAGCCAGAGCGCGGCCACCGAGCUGCUCGCGCCAGCCGCAUCCGCGCCGCCCCUGCCGCUCGGCCCUCCGGAGGCUCCCGCUCCCGGUUCACCCCCCCGCCACCUCCUGGCACCCAGGCUGCCCACCUCACGACCCGGGUCCUCGCCGCCGCCUCGCCCGGCCCCACUGUUCUCUGCCCAGGGUCUCGCCAGCUCUUUCUCGUCGCCGCCACCGCCGCCCCCUUGGAGCAGCGGGUCCGCCGCGGGUCACCAUGCCCAGCAAAACCAAGUACAACCUUGUGGACGAUGGGCACGACCUACGGAUCCCUUUGCACAACGAGGACGCCUUCCAGCACGGCAUCUCGUUUGAGGCCAAGUACGUGGGAAGCCUGGAUGUGCCCAGACCUAACAGCAGGGUUGAGAUCGUGGCUGCCAUGCGCAGAAUCCGGUAUGAGUUUAAAGCCAAGAACAUCAAGAAGAAGAAGGUGAGCAUCAUGGUCUCCGUGGAUGGUGUCAAAGUGAUUCUGAAGAAGAAGAAAAAGCUUCUUUUAUUGCAGAAAAAGGAGUGGACGUGGGAUGAGAGCAAGAUGCUGGUGAUGCAGGACCCUAUCUACAGGAUCUUCUACGUCUCUCAUGACUCCCAAGACUUAAAAAUCUUCAGCUAUAUCGCUCGAGAUGGUGCCAGCAAUAUCUUCAGAUGUAACGUCUUUAAAUCCAAGAAGAAGAGUCAAGCUAUGAGAAUCGUUCGGACUGUGGGGCAGGCCUUUGAGGUCUGCCACAAGCUGAGCCUGCAGCACACACAGCAGAAUGCAGAUGGCCAGGAAGACGGGGAGAGCGAAAGGAACAGCGAUGGUUCAGGAGACCCAGGCCGCCAGCUCAUGGGAGCUGAGAGGGUCUCCACAGCCACUGCAGAGGAAACUGACAUUGAUGCUGUGGAGGUCCCGCUCCCCAGGAAUGACAUUCUAGAAUUCAGCCGAGGUGUGACUGAUCUGGAUGCUGUAGGGAAGGACGGAGGCUCCCACAUAGAUUCGACGGUCUCACCCCAUCCUCAGGAGCCCGUGCUGACAGCCUCUCCUCAUAUGCUGCUCCCUUCUUCUUCCUCGAAGCCACCAGGCUUGGGCACGGGGACACCCCUGUCCACUCACCACCAGAUGCAGCUCCUCCAGCAGCUCCUCCAGCAGCAGCAGCAGCAGACACAAGUGGCUGUGGCCCAGGUUCACUUGCUGAAGGAUCAGUUGGCUGCUGAGGCUGCGGCCCGGCUGGAGGCCCAGGCACGAGUGCACCAGCUCCUGCUGCAGAACAAAGACAUGCUCCAGCACAUCUCUCUGCUGGUCAAGCAGGUGCAGGAGCUGGAGCUGAAGCUGUCAGGACAGAACACCAUGGGCUCCCAGGACAGCUUGCUGGAGAUCACCUUCCGUUCAGGUGCCCUGCCUGUGCUCUGUGAAUCCACCACCCCUAAGCCAGAGGACCUACACUCACCGCUGCUGGGCGCUGGCUUGGCCGACUUUGCCCACCCAGCGGGCAGCCCCUUAGUCGAUCACAGCAUGUUUGAGAAUUUGAACACAACCCUCACUCCAAAACUCCAAGCCAGCCAUUCCUUCCCCCACCUGUCCAGACCUGGGGCCCCAGGCUCCAUUGCCCCAGAGUCAGGAGGACCAGGACUGAGGGUGGGCAGCAGCCAACACCUUAGGAAUCUGGGCAAAGUUGUGGGGGCCAAGGUCAAUGACCUCCUGCGAAGAAAGGAGACUUCAAGCUUGGGCAGCGUGGGUGUGAUGGAGAUUAAUAAGACUGUUGGAGCCCAGCUGCCUGGUGGGGAAGAUGCAGCCUGUGGACCCUGGCCGGAGGACGAAAGGUCAGUCCAAGAAGCCUUCCCUCUGCUGGAUCCCCCACCUCCCAUAACCCGGAAGCGAACCCCUCGGGCCCUGAAGACCACCCAGGACAUGCUGAUUUCAUCGCAUCCCGUCCUAAGCAAUCUAGAAUAUGGGACGGAAUUGUCACCUGGGCAGGCUCCAGACUCUCCGCCUACUGCUCAGCCUGUCUCUGCAGACACUUCACGGCCUGAGUCUACCAUUGAGAUGGGCGAGAAGGGAGAGGCUCUGCCCAAUGGUGAGGUGUCCCUGUUGGUACCUGACCUAAUACACAAGAACACCCAGGAGGACUCCAAGCUAAAGGCAGCUGAGGGCAGGAAAUCCUCCUCCCCUGAACCCCUUGAGAGAAAUGGCCUCAAACUCAGCUUGAGCCCCAUCAGUCUGGCUGAGUGCUGGGAGAACGGCAGCCCGCCUCUGCAGGCACGGACUUCCAGCCUUGACAAUGAGGGCCUUCACCCAGACCUGCUGUCCUUUGAGUAGAAUCUCUUGUCCUGCCUACUGAGCAUCCUCUUCGCUUUGUCAUCCACUGCACACAGGUCCACUGUCCCAACUCGGCCGUGCCCUCAUCUGCCUCAUUGGAAGGCACAGCAGAGCUCACUCCCUACCAGGCAUGUGGUGGGACCAGAUGGCCACCCGCGUAAGUCCCAGUUAAGGAGUCUACAGAACGGCAAAGGGACUCGGUGGCAUCUCAUCCUGCUCCUCUGCUGGCUGCUGGCUGCAGCUUUGGCUGCCGGAACUCAUCCUCCUUCAGGCUUAUCCCAGCUUCCUACUGACUCGUGGGGCCAUGAGCCCAAGGGGAUGGAUCUAGCAGGAAUUUUCUUUGCCUGUCUGUUCAGACUCAUAUGCUGUCUAUUUUUUGACCUCCCCACCACCUCCAAUCCCCAGUUCUGUCCCUUUCUUCCAUACUGGUCCAGGGCCUCCCUGCCUUGAAGGGACCACAGCUAGGGGGAGAAUGGUAGGUUUUGGCUUGAUGAUGGGACCUGGCCUGGAAAGCUACACCUUGACUACAAUCCUAGCCACCAUCUUUCCUCUGCUUCUGGCCCAGUGUCAGAGGAGGUGCUUCCAAGGCUUAAGGCCUUGAGAGCUUCCUCAGAGGUUGAGCCUUGUCACCAAGGGUUCCCAGGGUUUUCUCAUCCGUUGGGUGUGCCCCUACCUAUCUUGCACUUGGGAACAAUGGUAUAGGCAGGCUUGCUGGGGUUCCUUGCUGUAUGUGUGUGAAGACAGGAGUGGGCAGACCCCUGCAGAAGCAGCAGAGAGUGUUCUGAUGUUCAGAGAGGAGAGUGUGGGAGCACGGAAUGGUCCUGCAAGAGCAGAGAUCACAGGGAAGAGACCAGUGAGGACUGCGAAGGGCAUUGCAGAGAGUCAGAGCAGCUUUUCAGGCCACUCCACACCAAGAAUGAGGCAGUGCCUGGAUCUGGGAACAGUAUGUGUGAGAGCCAGGGUGGAGCAUGUGAGAGACUGGAAUGUGGUGAGGACCCGUGGAGGCAAAAGCAGUUGUCUUUAGUGAAAGUGCUUCUUUAUGCUUGUGCUGAAGUUGCCUAAAUUCCUGCAGCACCAGAGAUACCUCGAGUCUCUGUCUUUUAUUCAGGUAAUGGCGAUCCUCCUCUGCUUCUGCCGGGGUCUCUGUGGAAGGACCCAACAAGACUUACCAACCGUUCACUGGUUCCUGUCUUCCGGGUUAACUUGCUUUGUAUCCCUCUCUUCCUUUAGGGGCCCUAUCAUGCUGUCUUCCUGUGGCCAGGAGACUCUGUAGUGAUCCCAGCCACAAGGGCCUUUGUAGCCAGAAGAGGAAUCCCUAUUCUUGAACAAGGAGGCCAGAGCCCCCCUUCCCCCAUGGAGGCUGGGGGUAGUACAUCCAGCCAAGGCAGGCCAUGCAGCAGUCCUCUUGCCCUGCUUCCUGUGAUCUUCCCAUUUCUGCUUGCUUGGCUUUCCAUCUGUGACACUGGGGUACACAGGUCUCUCUUCCCAGUUCAGCAUCACCAGUGUGCUACCCUCCUCCCAACCAGCAGACAUCUGAGCUAACUCCUGCAGCUGGAUCCCUAGGAUGGAGGUUUCCCUCUCAUAUACCUGCGUAAGCAGCUGCCUGGCUUCGGCCAUCUCUGCCCUCUGACCCUUUUCUCUCGACCCAUCUUCCAUUGCCACAGAAAGUAAGGCUUCAUCUCGUGGUCCCUGCAAACUCCCGUCUCUUCCUCUCAGAUGAGAAUCCAUGCAGCCAGGCAUCUGAAGGCUCUGUUGGAAUACAUAGGACUGUUAGUACAUAUGUAGCACAUGUGCCUUGCUCCAAGAACAUCCCAGGGAUGUGGCAUUGGAUCCUGAAGUCAGAGAAUUCCUUAGGACUAGCAUUUGAGGACCUAUAGAUUUCCCACAAUGAUGUAGGAUCUUACCCAAAACACAGUUCAGGCUCUAGGGUGGAAAGUCUAAGCAUUCACCAGAGAGCAAGUCCAUUAUAAUCUGAGCUCUCCAUCUCAAAAUCUUGAUUUGCUCCUCUGACGGGAAGCUCACAGGUAGCUACUCUCUGGGGCUUCUUCUCCUCAGAGACUAGGUAAUAUGGUUGCCUAAGACCAACAGCAUGAGGCUUGGCUUGCUCAAGUACCCAGGAUACUGCUAGAGCCCUGGCCCUCAGGCCCAGGGUUAGCCAAGAGAUCCCACCAUUGUCCCAAAAGCCCUAAAGAGGGAUCUCCUGAGUACUUCAACCUUAAUGCUUGAUGUUGGAUUAGGUGUCAUGGAUGCCUGCAGCAACUGUUAGGAUCCUGGCCAUCUCUCUGCUACAGGUGUGAUGCCGCUACCUCAGGAGGCCCUCUGAGACUGAGCCUUAUUUUGUAAAGAUGCUGCAGAUACUGCCUGGUGCUAAGGGGCUAAGUGUUUCCCAGCAGCGACAAAUCCUCCUGAGGGCUUCCACUCACAUCAGUUCUUCCAGCGAGUAACCUCAUCAGGCUCCUUGACCAUCUCAGCAGUGUGGACUACAGCGCAUCAGCCUUCACGAUGAAGCCAGAUCUUCUGGGGGGUUGGCCUUUGGGUGCUUUGAUCUGCAUGGCCCAGGGCCAGGCUAACGGGGAGGAAUGAAGGGUCUAACUUCAAUGUCUGUUUAAAGAAGCUUGGGGUCUUGGCGCUCUUUUCUCUCCACUUCUUUCCAGCCCUAUUUGUAUAACCCUAUUCAACCCAUAGCUAUACUUUGAUAGAUGACAAAGUGAGCUUCCGGAAACAUGGAAAGAAGGUGUCCUCACCCUAGUCCCAGCCCACACUUCUCUCUAGAAAUGUAUCUGUGAAUGUUCUGGGAGAUAUGAAGACAUGUGUUUUAAUCCAUCAUCUUUUAAAGAACAAGUUUGGCCCCUGUUGGAAAGAACAAGAUUAUAGUUCUAUUCUGAGUAUUUUUUAGAGAGUUCAUAUUUAUAUUUUUAGAGAUUUUUUUCUUGUAGAAGGAAAUUGCAUAAUAAAAUGAUAAAUGUGU
Mastomys coucha (southern multimammate mouse) is the source of this 5504-nucleotide messenger RNA. Its product is annotated as carboxyl-terminal PDZ ligand of neuronal nitric oxide synthase protein-like. The coding region runs from base 461 to 2536 and encodes 691 amino acids. NCBI's taxonomy places the organism in Eukaryota, Metazoa, Chordata, Mammalia, Rodentia, Muridae. The transcript is spliced from 12 exons. Gene Ontology annotation, molecular function: nitric-oxide synthase binding. The record is from RefSeq and is a predicted model, not a curated record.